Messenger RNA from Alternaria rosae, 1938 nucleotides. Its product is annotated as glycosyl hydrolase. The record is from RefSeq and is a predicted model, not a curated record. NCBI's taxonomy places the organism in Eukaryota, Fungi, Ascomycota, Dothideomycetes, Pleosporales, Pleosporaceae. Gene Ontology annotation, biological process: carbohydrate metabolic process. Gene Ontology annotation, molecular function: hydrolase activity, hydrolyzing O-glycosyl compounds. The coding region runs from base 142 to 1761 and encodes 539 amino acids. The transcript has 2 exons.
AUCCACUCUGCUAUCAAGCCCGCAAUUGGCAAUUCUCUCCGAUCGGAACCGCUCGACGCGACUCAGUCCACAUCGCGUCAUCUUCGAACUUUGCAAACCUCUCGAUCGCUGUCUUACUGUGCACACUGAAAGCUUGAGGCCAUGUUCCAGAAUCCCAUCAUACCCGGCUUCGCUCCUGAUCCAUCUGUUGUCCUUGUGAACGGAAUCUACUAUCUCGCGACUUCUUCUUUCCAUCUGUUCCCGGGUAUCCCAAUCUAUGCAUCAACAAACCUCCAAGACUGGAAACACAUCGGAAACGCAAUCAAUAGGUCUUCACAGCUGGAUCUGAGCCAUGCUGUCACAGCUGCGAUGCCGCUUAACGACGGCAAUGUCAUGAUAGCAUCUGGAGGCCUAUUCGCACCCACAAUCCGUUAUCACAACGGCGUCUUCUACGUCGUCUGUACCAACUGCUAUCCCGAAAGCAACAACUGGCGAACAGACAAUUUCUUAAUUCAUACAAGAGACAUCUGGUCCGAUGUCUGGAGCGAUGCGAUACCCUUUGAGUUCUACGGCAUUUACCCUUCUCUCUAUUUCGAUGACGAUAAUCGCGCCUACAUUCAAGGCUCAUGGAUGAUGAACCGCAUAAGAGAGCCUAGUUGCACGAUCAAGCAAUUUGAGAUCGAUGUGAAUACUGGACAACCUUUAUCUGAGACUCGAGAAAUCUUGGGUGCCUUUCCAGAUGGCGAUGCCGAAGGUCCGCACAUCUACAAGAAAGACAGCUGGUAUUACUUACUUGUAGCACAGGGCAGAACGUUCGCGCAUCACAUGCUAUCGAUGGCACGCUCAAAAGAUAUAUGGGGCCCGUAUGAGCAAUGUCCGCAUAACCCUGUACUGACUGCAGAUGGCACGAACGAAUAUGUACAGAAUGUUGGCCACGGUGAGCUCUUUCAAGACGUGAAUGGAGAAUGGUGGGCUGCUGUUUUGGGUGUUCGAGGAGACCAGGAAUCAGCACCAAUGGGUCGAGAGACGUUUCUCACAACAGUCGAGUGGCCGCAGGAUGAAUGGCCCACGAUAGAUCAGCCACAGAUGUCGUUCAGCACACCGCGCACAGUGCAAAUGGGUUUUGCAUGCGCACAGCUGAUCAGAAAUUCCCGGCAGCUAAAGCCUCACAUUGACGACGUGUACCUGCAAAAGCCCCUACGACGGCCUUACAAAAAGGCAUCCUCAAUAACGCUCACGCCCACUACGUCAACCCUUUCAGCUACAUCAGCACCCCUAGCCCUACUCGCCCGCCGACAACGAAGCGUAACAACCAUUGCAACUGCAACCGUACUCCUCGACAACGAAGCCACCCACUCCAACGCCAUCGGCGGCCUAACCAUCUACAAAGACCCCCUUCGCCACGCCAGCAUCUCCGUCUGCCUAUCCACCCGCCUCAUCCAUGUCCAUUUCGUCGACGCAUCCAAAGACUACGAAUACACGGCUUCCUACCCAGAGCCCGUUUCCCGUUCUUCGACAGCCAUCGACCUCCGCAUUAUAGCCGCGGCAGAGCGCUACGCCCUCGAGUUCCGCGACCCUCAAUGUGACCGAAGGUGGAACCAAGUCGACGUGGUGGAUACGAGGAUGUUGAGUGCGAGGGAUUUCACAGGUACGGUUAUGGGUAUCUUUGCGCUGACGGAUGGGAAUGCGACGCUGAAUGUUAGCCCGAGGGAUGGCUGCGAUAGCGGGAGCGAUGUUACAGAUCAGAAGGUUACGUUUCGGGAUUUUGAGGUCAGGCGGUAGAUGGACGGCGAAGGGAUGUGGUAAUGUUACUCUGCAUAUAACGACUGGCGCAAGGAUGGACGAUGGAGUUGUUUUGUUGAUCUGAGAUCGCUUCUGGCAUAGAGGGGCGUUUGGUUUUACGUUAUUUGGUUUUGAUGCUAACGCCGAGUGUUCUGGAGUUACGGAGGUGUUAUGCUU